CUUACUAAAUAACCUUACAAUGAAGUACGUUGUAGCUACUUAAAUCACCGAUUAUAUGGUACAAAAAGUAGCGAUAACCUUUGCACACGACUAUAACACUGAAGUUCUUAUCUUAGCAUAAAAAUUUCUGGCUAGCGUCAGAUGGAACAUUUGAAGAUUGGAUGACCAUGAGACAAAGUUCCAUUAUCUUACUAGCAGGAUUGUUUAUAUCCUGUUCUGCUUCCAUAUCAAGAGACAAGAAGGCCGCCUUACAAACAUGUUAUGAAUGCAGCAACAUUGCAGAUCCGGCACAAUGUUCACGUGUUGUCACGUGUCAGGCUAACGAGGUAUGCUACACACAAUCUCACACCACAUCCCUAAUAUUCCAAUCCACUGUGUACUCCAUGGGCUGCCGUCCAUCAGCGGUAUGUGACGCCCUUUCUGGUGCUGCUGUUGGAAAGAGGAGGAACGUCCGUGCAUUGGAUACCCAUUGUAACAAAUGUUGUCGAACAAAUAACUGUAACAGUCGACUCUGUGGAGCCACAGGAACCACCAAUCCAACGGCAGCUACAACUAGUCCCACGUACGUUCGUUUACUGGGUGGAUCCAAUGCUUAUGAGGGACGUGUUGAAGUUUUCCAUGGUGGUAUAUGGGGCUCAAUUUGUGAUGAUGGAUGGGGCGGUAAUGAAGCCCAGGUUGUCUGUGGAAUGCUGGGAUAUAGCAGGAGUGGAUCAGGUGGGGCACAGGGCACACUGUUUGGAGGGGCUCCACAAUAUGCCAAGAUAUUUAUGGACGAAGUGAACUGUACAGGAACAGAAGCAAGCAUCGACCUGUGUCAUUUCAAUGGAUGGGGAGUUCACGAUUGUGGACACAACGAAGAUGCAGGAGUCAUCUGUAACUCUGCAAGCAGAGAAGACAACAUAAUAUUCUUGCUGGAUACCGGUCUUGGCGGAGUUAUUUUUCGAAUGGACUUGAACACCCAGAGUUACGUCCCCAUUCCAAUGAACAAUUUGUACACGCCCACAGCUUUCGAUUAUGAUGCGACCGAUGGAAGAAUAUACUUUGUGGAUUAUAAACUCAAACAGCUGAUGAGCGUGCAUUUUAGUGGUACAGACGUGAGAGAACUGAAACAACUAGAUUCAAAUGCUGAUUUGGAAAAAAUCCAGGUCGACCCAAUCAAUCGUAAGCUAUUCUAUGCGGACACAGGAAAUAAUCUCAUUGCCUCGAUUAACUUGGACGGAAGCGGAUAUCAAAUAAUCGUGAAUCAAAGUUUGGACGAGCCACGUGAUUUGGCUCUUGUUCCCGCCACACAAAUGAUUUAUUGGACAGACUGGGGUUCAAGUCCGAAGAUCGAGAGGGCAAAUUAUGCCGGUGGCAGCAGACAAACACUUGCAUCAACCAAUUUAAAAUGGCCAAAUGGUCUUGCAUACGAUUAUACAGAGAAUCGCCUAUAUUUUGUGGAUGCUGGUACACACAAAAUCGAAGCUAUGCAACCAGAUGGAAGCAGUCGUACCGUCAUAUUAACCGAUCCAGCAGCACACUUCUUUGCCGUGUCACCCUAUCAACAAUACCUAUAUUACACUGACUGGAAUCGAGAAACAGUAAUGAGGGUCAACAAAGAUGGCAGCGGACAGAUACAAAUCGGACCCCGUGGGUUCCGACAGCUGGCGGACAUCAAGGUCCACAAAUACGGAUAUGGAAUACCAGGUGUAGUCACUCCCUCACCUAUAAUAGUAGACGAGAGUCAUAUUUUUGUCCGUCUUGUUGGAAGAGGGUACAGCAAUGAAGGUCUGGUGGAGGUUUACAUAAACGGGGAAUGGGGAACGAUUUGUGACGACAUGUGGGAUGACAGAGAGGCCAAGGUCGUCUGCGAAAUGAUGGGAUUUGGAAAGACUGGAGCGAAGGCCGUUUCUCGGGCGUACUAUGGAACAGACAGCUCUAUCAUUAUUUUCUUGGAUGACGUCAAUUGCACAGGGGAGGAAUCUCACAUCGCUCAGUGUACACACAUCGGUGACUGGGGUGUUCACAACUGCGGUCAUAACGAGGACGCAGGGGUGAACUGUACAUUUGACCUAAACACUAUUCGAGACUUUGUGCUGGUGGCGGACUCAUAUAUUCAGGAGAUUUACAGGAUGGACUUAGAGACCGGUAGUUACUCUGCUAUUCCUCAGUCUGCAGUGCGCACCCCAAUAGCAAUAGACUAUGACCCAUUGGCACACAUAGUAUACUAUACAGACGUAGUCCUGCACAUGAUUAAAAGCACCAAGUUAGAUGGAACCAACGAAAAGAUCCUAAGACGUCUCAAUAGUGCUGCCGUACCUGAUGGCUUAACUUUAGAUCUACAAAACAGACUGAUAUUCUAUACUGACACCGGAAAUGAUGUAAUUGUUAAAAUGGGAAUGGAUGGUUCUAAUGCAGUCAAUGUCACCAACACAAAUCUUGAUGAACCUAGAUCUGUGACCUUAGAUGUGGCUAAUCGAAUCGUUUUCUGGACAGACUGGGGUGUUCAUCCAAAGAUUGAAAAAUCGAACUAUGAUGGCACGAAUCGUCAAACUCUUAUAGACUCGGGGCUUAAAUAUCCCAAUGGACUCGUCUAUGACGGAAGUACAAAUAAGUUGUAUCUGUGUGAUGCUGGAACAAAUAAAAUUGAGGUAAUGGACACCAAUGGACAAAACAGGAAGAUGAUUUUUCAAGAUGCAGGGGCCCACUUCUUUGGAAUCGAUGUUGACUCCCAAUAUCUAUAUGUCUCUGAUUGGACCAAAGAUGGAGUUGUAAGGUUGAAUAAAGACGGUUCUGGAGAGACCCCAGUGGGACCACCAUCCUUUGGUAAAUUGAACGGCAUAGCGCUGUACCAUCAAGGGGGUUAAUCCAUCUGAGUACCACACCAAUUCAUCCAACUCAUUCAAAGUGAAUCAGUUUCCGGACAUGGACCUUUAACCCUUUUAUGAAAUGUUUUUUCACAAUAUCCUGUAUAGUAAUAUUUACAUUUAUCGAUGUUUUGUUCUUCCAUGAUUUAUUGUUUAUAAUUUUCGAUAUAAACUGUGACACGCAA
Ostrea edulis (European flat oyster) is the source of this 3031-nucleotide messenger RNA. Its product is annotated as low-density lipoprotein receptor-related protein 5-like. Lineage: Eukaryota; Metazoa; Mollusca; Bivalvia; Ostreida; Ostreidae. The transcript is spliced from 20 exons. Bases 162 to 2846 code for a protein of 894 amino acids. Gene Ontology annotation, cellular component: membrane. The record is from RefSeq and is a predicted model, not a curated record.